This is a messenger RNA of Nematolebias whitei (Rio pearlfish), 3027 nucleotides long. RefSeq names its product fms related receptor tyrosine kinase 3 (gene flt3). The transcript is spliced from 25 exons. Gene Ontology annotation, molecular function: transmembrane receptor protein tyrosine kinase activity; ATP binding. The coding region runs from base 1 to 3027 and encodes 1008 amino acids. Gene Ontology annotation, biological process: protein phosphorylation; multicellular organism development; B cell differentiation. NCBI's taxonomy places the organism in Eukaryota, Metazoa, Chordata, Actinopteri, Cyprinodontiformes, Rivulidae. The record is from RefSeq and is a predicted model, not a curated record. Gene Ontology annotation, cellular component: signaling receptor complex.
AUGCUGCUGACUCAGACAGUGGACGAUAAGAUGCAGAGAAAGAAAUCUGCAGUAGUUACGGCUACUCUGCUGCUCUGCGCUGUGAAAGUGUUCGGAUCAGACGAUGUGGAGAAGACCUGCGUGUCCAAUCUGGAGGUGGAAUGCCUCCGGGUGGCUGAUUAUCUGAAUAGAACCGAUCCGGUCAUCUUCAAGCUGGCUGUUGGAAAGAAACUCGUCGUCUCUCUGGAGGGCCUCUCCGGUGCUCAUGACUGCUGCUGGAGAAGAGAAGGAGGCCCAGGACUGAAAAUAAAUGGGAGUGUCUCCACGGUCAUACCCCGACUUUCCGAGGCUGAUUCUGGAAACGACGCUCUGACCUGUGAAACUGAGAGGGGAACCAGCAUCACAAAAACUUUUGUUCUUCGUGUCACAAAACGCCCCAGUAAACCACAGCUGUCGCUUGGUGGUGUGAAAGAUACGAACAGAUCUCCUGAUUUUAAGUGCGUCUCUGAGGGCUCGCCAAAACCCAGAAUUGAAUGGUCUGGAAAUGUGAGAAAUACAGGAGAGAAUUCAGUAUCAAGCGCAGAUUAUUAUGACAAGAGUGUCAUGUGUUGUGCCACCAACACCGAAGGACAAGAAUGCACCCAGCUGCACGACUACUUGCGUGUUGAUUCGCGGGAAAAUGAGAAUUAUCUUACCGUAAGCCCCGGUGAGUCUUUAGUGCUGCGCUGCAGAGCAACAAGAGGUUCACCUUAUAAAUGGGAAAAGAAUGGGACAACCCUCCAACAGAACUUGGCACAAUGUGAAACUGAAAAUCUAAAGAUCAUGUGCAUUAAAACGGAUUAUCAUUACAAUACUGCUAUGGUGUACAUUUUCAUCACGUCUGUUUCUGUGGAACACAAUGGCACAUACACCUGCAAGAGCUCAAACAAAGCUAAAACUGUUCACGUCCUCGUCGAAGGUGAAAGCUUCCUCUCUGCAAAACUGGUUGACCAGAUUGUAACAACUCAGAACAGCUGUUUAACAGCAGAUGUGACCUACCACCCUGUUCUCCAGCUCUGCUACUGGGAAACUCCCGAUAAACAAAUGGUCCCAUGCAGCAGGGAGGAGUGGGUCACAAAGCACAGGGCUGUGAAGGUGUGUAAUUCACUCAGAUCAGGGGUUUAUAAGUUACACCUGGAAGCUGGAGGACAACGCGAAACAAAAAAUACAUUUGUUUGUGUUUUCGAGAAACCUACCUUCAAAUUUGGCAAAAUAGGCAAUUUGAUUUAUUGUGAGACUGUAUGUCCUGUGCCAGCAAACUUUACGUGGAGCUAUGAAGACAACUCCACAUGGAAAUUGAUUAAGGUGGAUGUUGAACAGGAUUCUGGUGACUUCUGCAACAAGAGUAUCACAAAGUACGUGGAACGAGACAAAGUGCUUAGCAACCGCUUGAAGUUUUGCUUGAUACUCACAGGAAAGAAUGUUGCACCAGGAAUAGACAGGUUCUGCGACACGUGGAAUUUUAUUUCUGAGUCACCUGCAUCUCUCAAGCUCAGCACAGGUGGUUCAGCGUCUAAUGACAACUUGGUGUUGCUGUUGAAAGUCGGCAGUUUCAUUCUGCUUCUGGCUUUGGGAGUAGUCAUGGUGGCGCUGAUUUAUUAUGUCAAAAAGAAGAAACCACAGUAUCAGCCUCAGCUUCAGAUGAUCCAGAUGGUUGGACCUAAUGACAAUGACUACAUCUACAUCAAUUUCAAAGACUUUGAGUAUGACAAGAAAUGGGAGUUUCCCAGAGAGAACCUGGAACUGGGAAAUGAACUGGGGUCUGGAGCUUUUGGCAUGGUUGUCCAUGCUACAGCUUAUGGUAUCAACAAUCCUGGAGUCUCACAGCAGGUGGCCGUCAAGAUGCUGAAAGAAAAGCACCAGUCCAUGGAGAAGGAGGCACUCAUGUCUGAACUCAAGAUGCUGACUCACAUUGGUCACCAUGUCAACAUUGUUAACCUCCUCGGUGCAUGUACUGAAACAGGACCCAUAUACUUGAUUUUCCAGUACUGUCGUCAUGGAGACCUGCUUAACUACCUGAAGAAGAACAGUGACCGCUAUCACAAGUGUGUGACGGAUGCUUUCAACAUGGACCGAUUCAUAAGUCUGUACCACAACCUGCAGCCCAAGAAAAACUCCAGUGAGCAAAUCACAGCAGUGGACAACUACGUUCCCAUGCACAGCUCCACCAUCAGAAGCCAGGAGGACAUCGCCCUCCUCACCUUCAACUCCAAUGACGUGGACAGCUUUGAAGACCCAGUAAUCAAUGAGUCUGAGGAUGAUCACACUGAAGACCUGCAGGCUCUCACCUUUGAUGACCUCCUCAGUUUUGCUCUCCAAGUGGCCAAGGGCAUGGAGUUUCUUUCCUCCAAGAAUUGUAUCCACCGGGACCUGGCAGCUCGAAAUGUGUUGGUGACGAAAGGCAGGCUGGUGAAAAUUGGUGACUUUGGUUUGGCCCGGGACAUUGACAACGACUCCAACUAUGUUGUGAGAGGAAAUGUGCGCUUGCCAGUUAAGUGGAUGGCACCAGAGAGCAUCUUUCAGGGAAUAUACACCAUGAAGAGUGACGUCUGGGCUUAUGGUAUUCUGCUCUGGGAGAUCUUCUCGCUUGGUGUCACUCCAUACCCAGGGAUGAAGGUGGACCAUACUUUCUAUGCAAUGAUCGAGAGAGGAUUUAAGAUGGAGUGUCCCUAUUACGCCGACGACUCUGUGUAUGAUAUAAUAUGCAAGUGUUGGGCCCUGAAUCCCUCCGAUCGCCCAUCUUUCUCCAAGUUGGUGUCCUUCAUGUGCGAUCAGCUGACAGACAGAGAGGAGAAGCUCUACCACAACAUGCUUGAACAGGAUUCCAACGAUUACCAGAACGCGUCAACCAUUCUGGACAUUUCCGCCAUGAUAAAACAAGGUGAAAACAAGAAGCCGGUCAUCAACGACUACUACAAAGUCAAGCUGCCUGCAGAACACAAAGCUGAUGUUUCCAACUCAGAGGUUGUGUUGGAUGAGAAGCUGCUGAUGCCGCCUGAUGCAGAGUAA